Messenger RNA from Tilletiopsis washingtonensis, 1560 nucleotides. RefSeq names its product general substrate transporter. Gene Ontology annotation, molecular function: carbohydrate:proton symporter activity. Gene Ontology annotation, cellular component: membrane. The transcript has a single exon. Bases 1 to 1560 code for a protein of 519 amino acids. The record is from RefSeq and is a predicted model, not a curated record. Lineage: Eukaryota; Fungi; Basidiomycota; Exobasidiomycetes; Entylomatales. Gene Ontology annotation, biological process: carbohydrate transport; transmembrane transport.
AUGCACGAGCAGCAGAGCGGCGCACGCGUCGAGACGGCGUCGGCCGUCACUGGCUGGAACGCAUGGAUGGUCUACUCGUGCGUCGUCAUCGGCCUGUCUGGCUGCAUGUUUGGCAUCGAGAAUUCGAUCAUCGGACCCAUCGCCUCGAUGCACUCCUUCGUCGACAAGAUGCAGGGCCCUAAUCCCAAGACGGGCGAAUUCGUUUUCACGGCCUCGAACCAGAGCAUUCUCUUCUCCGUGCCCCUAACCGCAACAAUCUUCGGCGCUCUGUUCUCGACGCCGCUGCAGACGCGCUUCGGCCGCAAGCGCACGCUGCUUGGCGCCUACGUCUUCAGCCUGCCCGCCGUGUUCCUGCAGCUCUUUGCGCCCAACUUUGGCGCCUUCGUCGGCGGCCGCUUCUGGAACGCGCUCUCGUACGGCGUCGCCACGGCCGUGGCGCCCGGCUACCUUGGCGACCUCGUCGUGCCCUCGCUCCGCGGCCGCUCCGUGGCGCUCAACAACCUGUUCACCAUCACCGCCUCGGUCAUCUCCGUCAUCAUCUGCUGGGCGUCCGAGAGCCAGUUCCGCAACACGCGCUGGUGCUACGACAUUCCGCUCAUCGUGCAGUGCGCGCUGCCCUUCACGCUCAUCUGCCUCACGAUCUUCGCGUCCGAGUCGCCGCUCUCGCUCGUGACGCGCGACCGCAUCGAGGAUGCGCGCGCCUGCCUCUCCAAGAUCCGCUCCUACUCGCAGGAGGAGAUCAACGGCGAGCUCGACAUGAUGAUCGUCGGCGAGGAGAACCGCCGCGCGACCGCCGCCGAGACGUCGUUCAUGGACAUCUUCAAGGGGACCAACCUUAAGCGCACCCUCGUCGCCGGCUCCUUCUUCUCGCUCAACCAGAUCUCUGGCAUCAUCCUCUCGACGACGUACGCCACCGUCUUCCUCACGCAGCUCGGCGCCGGAGACCCAUUCGUGCUGUCGGUCGUCGCCGCCGUGUGCCAGCUGGCAGGCGCGCUCGUCGCGCCCUUCGCCCUCGACCUCUGGGGCCGCCGCUCCGUCGCCCUCUGCGGCUUCGUCGUCCUCUUCCUCCUCGACGUCGCCGCCGGCACGAGCGCCUUCUUCACCGACAAGGGCAUGGGCCCCGUCAAGGCCGUCGCCGCCUUCUCGUUCAUCUUCAACUUCGUCUGGACCGCCAGCUUCUACUCGAUCUCGCUCCUGCUCCCCUCGGAGAUCCCGACGCAGCGUCUUCGCAACCCGACGCUCUCGUAUGCGGUGGGCUGGGGGCAGACGACGGCUGUGAUCACCACGUUCGCCGUGCCGCAGCUCACGAGCGCCGACGGCGCCAACCUCGGCGCCAAGACGUACCUCAUCUUCGCCGGCUGCGUGCUCUGCGUCUUCGUCAUGUCGAUCUUCCUCCUGCCCGAGACGGCCGGCCGGUCGUUCCCCGAGAUCGACGAGCUGUACGAGAAGAAGAUCCCCGCCUGGCGCUGGAAGGGCUACGUGUGCGAGACGGCCGCCAAGCAGGGCGCCACGUCCGAGUCGCUCGCCAAGGAGAAGGCCGAGAAGGCCGCGCGCUCAUAG